Aedes aegypti (yellow fever mosquito) is the source of this 909-nucleotide messenger RNA. Its product is annotated as chymotrypsin-2. Gene Ontology annotation, molecular function: serine-type endopeptidase activity. Bases 76 to 816 code for a protein of 246 amino acids. The record is from RefSeq and is a predicted model, not a curated record. The transcript is spliced from 3 exons. Gene Ontology annotation, biological process: proteolysis. Lineage: Eukaryota; Metazoa; Arthropoda; Insecta; Diptera; Culicidae.
GCAUUGGCAAGCAAAUUGUAUUUCGCUAAUAGCUGUUUCGGUUGUUAACAAGGCUAUCUAAGCGAUUCUAACAAAAUGAAUAAAGUGGUUGCUUUUACGUUUCUUCUCUUUGGACAAGCACUUGCAGCACCUCGUGCAACCGACGGUGACUCGAUUCUGAACGCCCCGUUCCAGGCAUCGUUACGUUCUAUGCCGGUAAAAGUUCAUUUCUGCAGUGGAUCGAUCAUUUCCGAGCGUUGGAUUCUCACGGCAGCUCACUGCGUCCAAGGUCGAACAGCUACCAGUUUCACAAUUGUUGUUGGAAGUUACACCAUCGAACCUCAAGGCAUGGAAUAUGCCGUUGAUGAAAUACAUUUGUACCAAAAUUUCGACCCUAUUUUCUACGAACACGAUUUGGCUUUAGUAAAAACGACUGUUGAUAUUGAACUGUCCGAAAAUGUUCAGAUCAUCAACCUACCGAAUGUGUCUGCUCCGGCUGGUGAACUUGUGAUCCUCACAGGAUGGCGAUCGGAUAUUGAAGAAGCAACACCCAACGACAUGCAAAUCGCCCGCAAGGUUACCCUUGCAAACGACGAAUGCCGGCAAAUUCAUAUUGCUGGCGAGUCUCACGUCAACAUUUAUCCUACAAGUGUUUGUGCCCGCCCACGGAUGGUUGGGUGCUACUGUAUCAUCGAUGCCGGUGCACCUCUAGCAUCGGAAGAUAACGUCCUGAUUGGUGUGUUCUCACUGUCCGCUGGCUGUGGACGAAUGUUGCCGGCUGUGUACACCAGAGUACACAACUAUCGUGAUUGGAUUUCUAUGAUUGCAAAUGUUUAAAUAUGUUACUCUUGACAUAUGGUGCUGACACUCAUUAUGACCCAAAUUCCACUAUUAUUUUAUAAGCGAGAAUAUAACAAAAUUUUAUUUAAA